Molecule: messenger RNA, 4384 nt
Organism: Epinephelus fuscoguttatus (brown-marbled grouper)
Lineage: Eukaryota; Metazoa; Chordata; Actinopteri; Perciformes; Serranidae
Gene: slc22a16
Product: solute carrier family 22 member 16
Exons: 8
Coding region: 109-1836 (575 amino acids)
Biological process (GO): transmembrane transport
Cellular component (GO): membrane
Source: RefSeq, a predicted model, not a curated record
CACAGUUUAUUAUUUGGCACCGAGGCGCACAGGAUCCGCUGCCCGCCGCCGGGGACAGACCCACAGAGACGCACCGGGAGCCUCGUGGCACAAACUCACCGUUAGAAAAUGACCGUGGAGAGAAUAUUCGACGAGCUCGGACAUUUCAAAAGAUUUCAGGCAUGCCUGUACUUCGCAGCAGUCUUCCAGGCAAUAGCUUGUGGGAUCCACUACCUGGCCUCGGUCUUCUUGGUGCAGACGCCAAACUUUGUGUGCAGUGCGCAAGGCAACAUCACCGAUGUCCUGUAUGGUAACCUCACGGCAUCUAGCUUGGAAGAAAUCCUGCCAGUUUUCAAGCCGGGGACCGGGCCCCUGGUGGUGAGGACGGUUGAGGGAGAUCAGUGGGAGCUCAGCCAGUGCCGCUGUGCCUUGCGCAUGAACCCAGAAUCCUUCACGUAUAACUUUGAUGGCAACAAGACAGUGAAAGCCUGCGAUGGGAACUUUAUUUAUGACCUCACUGAAGUUCAGAGCAUAGUGACGGACUGGGACUUGGUGUGUGAGAAGGAGUGGUUAGCCAAGCUGUGCCAGCCCACCUUCAUGGUGGGGGUGCUAAUCGGAGCGCUGGUGUUCGGGGACAUUGCAGACAGACUUGGCCGUGUGAGGAUCCUGAUGUUCACCAGUCUCUGCCAGUUUGGACUCGGAGUGGCUGUGGCAUUUUCUGGAAACUACUACUUUUUUAUGGUGCUCCGCUUCCUCCUCGCCAUGGUAUCAAGUGGCUACCUCGUGGUGGUGUUUGUCUACGUCACAGAGUUCACUGGCAUCAAGGUUCGCACAUGGACCUCUAUGCACGUGCAUGCUGCCUUCGCUGUGGGCAUCAUGGUGGUGGCUCUGACCGGUUACCUGGUGCGGGUCUGGUGGAUCUACCAGAUCAUCCUCUCCACGUGCACCUCACCCUUCCUGCUCCUCUGCUGGAAGUUCCCUGAAACGCCCUUUUACUUGGUGGCCAAGGGCCAUUACAAGGAAGCUCAGUCCCUGCUGGACAAGAUCGCCCGCUUCAACGGCCUUCAGUGCAAGUUGAAGGUGCAGGAGCUCCUGGAGCCAGAGGAGAAGGUGAACGGCAAACCUCUGCUGGAGGAGGCGGAGGAGCGUCCAGCGCAGUCCGAGAAGAAGCUGUCCAUCCUGGAUCUGUUUGGUAGCUGGAGGAUGGCGGGCCGCACGUGCACAGUGUGGGCCAUCUGGUUCAUCGGCAGCCUGGGCUACUAUGUCUUCUCUUUGGGCUCAGUCAACCUAGGAGGGAACCAGUAUGUUAACCUCUUCCUGGCUGGUGCAGUGGAAUUUCCCUCCUAUCUAGUUGGCUGUUUUGCAAUGGACCGGAUUGGCAGGAAGAAGACUUGUGCCCCAGCUCUGCUUCUGGCCGGAGUCGCUUGCAUGCUCAUCAUUGUGGUACCUGCUGACAUUGAAGCGCUGGCCAUUGCUCUCUGUAUGACAGGGAAGUUCGCCAUCGCUAUCGCCUUUGGCCUCAUCUACCUGUACACCUGUGAGCUUUACCCAACCAUCAUCAGGUCUCUGGCAGUGGGUAGUGGCAGUAUGAUGUGUCGUGUUGGCAGCGUGGUGGCCCCCUUCUGUGUGUAUCUGGCUGAUGUGUGGAUCUACCUACCUCAGCUCAUCGUGGGGAUCCUGGCAUUCGUUAUCGGAGUUCUGACAAUGUUGUUGCCUGAGACCCUGGGCAAACCUCUAACAUCCACUCUGGAAGAGGCCGAAGCUCUGGGACGCAAGCCCAGCAAGAAGAACUCAGCCCUGGGCAAUAAAGAUGCUGAGGACGGGUUGGAGAUGAACCAACAUGAAGUAAAGGCCUGAGCUGUACACCGCUGGAAAACCAGAGAGACUGACGCACAGAGAAGCUUUGGACGAAUAAAAAAUGAAGGAAAACGAGAGGAGGUGACGGCUGCCAGAAACUGAAAUAGUAACAUCAUUGAUUUAGUAGAUUGUUGGAAAAAAAAUGAAAAAAGAAAAAACAUGAAGCUUUUCAUCAGAACUUGUUGAGAUGAUGUGUUUUUUUCCACAAAGUGACCAACAAUUUAAGGGUCCUGGGACAUUACACAAACCCUCCUGCACGCACACAGAUCACAGUCAUGUAACAAUCGGUCACACAUACAGUGCAAUCACAGCAGUCCAUGAAGAAAAUCAUAUGCUUUGUUUGUGUGUGUGUGUGUGUGUGUGUGUGUGCGUGUGUGCGUGUGCGUGUGUACAAGAACAAGGAAUCAUGAAGGAUAUUAAGAGAUCAUUUUUAAAUGACAAUUUGGGUCUUAGUUUUGUAGUUUUGCCAAAGAUUUCUAUCAGCCAUGAGAACUUUGUACUCACCAAAGGAAUUGCCGUGAUCUGGUAGUGAUGGGACAUAUAGCUAUAGGGCAAGAAACUCCAGGAGUUUAGCCAAAUUAUCCAAACUGCUUUCAGCCUCGGUCACACAGAGAGUGUUUUAGCAGCUAGAGGCGGCUUUUUUGUAAUUGUUAUUAAUGAGAAUGAAGGUUUUUGCUCACUGUUUUUGCUUUGGGAUGCACCCUAAAAUAUGCCUAGAAAAGGUGAUCGUCGAGGUGAAGCUCCUGGACUAACUGUUGGUACUCCCCGUGAUCCACCCACAGCUCUCUGUUUCCUUGUGCCCAACAAACUAUUUGCUGACAGCCUCUCACCCUCAACCAGAGCUACAGCAAGUACCCUCUGCCUGAACGUUUUAGGAACUAGAUACUAAUUAGUGGUUCAGCUUUUGCAGUGAUGCGGGCGCUGCGCCGGACCAUCGUGAUGAAGAACGAGCUGAGCCGGAAGGUGAAGCUUUUGAUUUACUGGUCCAUCUAUGUCCCAACCCUCACCUAUGGUCAUGAGCUCUGGGUAGUGACUGAAAGAACGAGAUCACGGAUACAAGCAGUGGAAAUGAGUCUCCUCUGCGGGGUGGCUGGGCUCAGCCUUAGAGAUAGGGUAAGGAGCUCGGACAUCCGGAGGGAGCUCGGAGUAGAGCGGCUGCUCCUUUACGUUGAAAGGGGUCAGUUGAGGUGGUUCGGGCAUCUGAUCAGGAUGCCUCCUGGGCACCUCCCUUUGGAGGUGUUCCAGGCACAUCACACUGGUUGGAGGCCCCGGGGCAGACCCAGAACAUGCUGGAGGGAUUACAUAUCUCAUCUGGCCUGGGAACACCUUGGGGUCCCCCAGGAGGAGCUGGCGAGGGACGUCUGGGGUUCUUUGCUUGGCCUGCUGCCCCCACGAACCGGCCCCAGAUAACUGGAUGAAAAUGGAUGGAUGGUAGAUUGACUACACAAAGUUAGGGUAAGGAGGUGUUGGCGUGGUUGCGUGGUAACAAUUCAAAGGCGCAAAAAGUUUUUUGUUUUUUUUUUUACUGGUGGCAUUCAAUUAUUAUAAAAAAAGGCAGUAUGGUACGCCUCUGUGUGAUUGGGGCUUUCGAUCGGUCAAAGUUAAACCAGAAAAUGUUAUGGAUGUUAAUAUCAUACAGUUUGGGUAAUGAUUCUGCUGUUUAAUUGUUAUCUUUUUAUCUCAGAUUAUGAAUACAAUGUUGUUAGGACAGAUAGAAAAAAACCUGCAAAAAUAAGACCCAAGUUGUACUAAACAUAUGCACUGUGAUUUAUUUACCUCUCUGAAACAGUAAUCAUGAAUGAAGGACAUGAUGUGCCUCUCUUUCUGGAACAUAUAGUAUUAAAGCUUCCAGAUUCAAUUUUAUCUCAUUUCCAUGAUACAAACAACAGAAUUUUCUAAUAAAGAAGAACCUUAUUUUUCAUUUUAAGGUCACCUUUUUAUUAUUUUCAACUCUGUUUUGUUUGUUUAGUGUUUUAAAUCUCAGGGCAUCCAGUUUUGGAUAUCACUGUGAAAUAAGCAUACCUUUUACUUUUACACUUAGUUUAAUAGUAUGCCCAAUUGCCUAGCUUUAACUUUGUUAAAUGGUGUGAGUGUGUGCCAGUGUGUGUGCUCGUGUGUGUUAGUAAGUACAACAUUUGGUGUCCGAGUUUUCUACAUGCUUAUUCUGUAUAUGUAAUCUAGAUGCUGGACAUACCAAAGGAAAUGUAUAUAGAAUAAUACUACAAUAUGUUCAAGAGUCAAGAUGUGAUCUCCAGAUGUUUGGACCAAAGACGAACGAACCACAGCAGUGUGGAGAUGUAUUGACCUGCUUUGCAAUACUGUAGGAUACAACUAGUGUGUUUUAUGUUUCUUAUGCAACCAGUAUGGUGCAUUCAUCUGAAGGAAAACAACAAAUCAUGACAAAGAGCUGAUAUCCAAACAGUGAUGGUGACGAAAGUGCUCAGGCUCAGUAUUCAAUCAUGAGUUUUACAAUCAACAGUAUGAUUUUUUUGUAUGAGUAAUGUCUUUGUUUUAUUAUGAACAAAAAAAUAAAAUGGCUAACACCGCA